UACUUCCUUGUGGACGUACUAACUGUAUGCAAAGCUUGCACCGCAUUUUCUUCAUCGCCAAGAAAACAUAUUGACGCAAUGGCGCACCCGCAGCACCGUUUUCCUUGUGCCUUAACGUUGGUUGUGACGUUAGUGUGCCUGUCCUCUGCCCAGCCGAUCUUUAAACCACCGCCAGACGACAAAUGCGUGUGUAAGGUCAGCCGUGAGGACGACAGUGCUCUCCAAUCAGAGGUGGAGCAGCUGAAAAUUGCCGUGAACCAACUUUCAGAGAAAAUAGAACCCACACAGGAGCUGCUGCAUCAAACAAAACAGAGUAUCCAAAAUUUUACAACUGGGCUUCAACAGUCUACUACGCUUUGCAUGACGACAACAACCACGCCGACAGAAGACCCAGCCCUGGCCUGUCAGGGGCCGGUAACAUCUUUCUCAGGAAGACAGACGAUCCGAGCCAUCGGAGACAACGGAGUUCUCCUGCGGGACCAUUCUUCCUCAUCUGACAACACCGAGAAAGCCUGGUACCUGCCGAAAUACAGUGGCAACACGAUCGAGGAGUACCGGACGAUGGACGACUUCGCUGUGGGAAACGUCGUGACCACAUACCGCCUACCUGGGUCGGCAGGCAGCGGUGGGAUGGCGUGGUGGGGGCACGGUCACGUUAUCUACAACAACUGCCUUUACUAUCAGCGGUUCCCUGAUUGCAUGUCGUAUAGUUAUGACUGUAGCAAUGAAAAAGCACAGAUAGUCAGGUACGAUUUGGGCCUCAGGGCUUUUACUGCACUCCAGUCUCUCCCAACUAUUCAGCUCUCCCAUUGGGUCGACGGCCCGACUUACGUCUACCUUGCUGUCGAUGACCGUAGUGUGUGGGCCAUUGGUAGUAAUAACGGUUUAAUUCAUCUUACUAAGCUAAACGCAAACCAUCUUGGGGUAGAAGAUAUCAUAGAUACAGAAUACACAAUUCCCGGUUCACACCUGGGUUCAAACAUUCCCCCGUUCAUUGCAUGUGGGAAAUUUUAUAGUAUUGUCCCAGAUAGCACAGGCAGCCGAAUGUAUGGAACUUCCAUAAUGGGUGCGCGAGCGACUCUUAUUCUGGAUCUAACCACUAAGCAGAAAGACACAACACAAGCUUGGUACUGUUUGCCUGUGAAAAGCCGACGCUACUUCUCGUUCAAUUCUCGCGAGAAUAAACUUUACGCAAUCGAAUCGGGAGCUUUGGUCAGCUAUAAUGCGACAGUUGGUGGGUCUUACCAUACCGACCUAGUGGCAUGUGCACCUUGAAACCACACGUCUACUGGCAUUUCGUUAUUUUUUUCACGGGGUUUGCUCAGCAAACUGAGUGGUAACUGGGUUCGUAUAGCUUAGAGUUUGUUUUAAAAGUGCUCUCCAUGGCAAUGGUACCACUGUACUUUCUGUGCAACAGUUGCAAAAAGUACAUAGUACUAGUAUGCAUGGGAAAUAUUUUGCAACAGUUCUAGUAGACAUGUCAUCAGUCUACACAUAUCAACAAGUUCUGCCACAUACCAGAAUUUUACAUUAUCAAAUAAUCAUAAUCGACUAGCAACUUCCAACAUUUUAAUAAAGGUAUGAUGUUCGUCCAUCGGGAGUCGAUGAGGACCUUGACUUCAGUUAUAUGGACUCAUAUAUUACAUGUAGUAUGAAUGGUUUGAUCUAACGUUUGGGGUGCAUUGUGUAAAUGACCUUCAUAGGAGUUGGACAUAUGGCAUGUGGAAAAUAUAGGUCUGUGUACAGGGAAAUCUGAAAAUGAUCUUACUUGUGAUUGACUGUAUAAAUACUGACUUUCUUCGCGAUAACUAUGGUAAGAAGUUACAUUCAUUUUUAACAGUAUUGCCGUUUGUGGGAAACUCGUUGAAGUGACCCGCUUUCUAGAUUUCUAGACAAUGUGCUGGUGCUUAUUUAGUGCUUUUUGUAGGAAAAUGUAUCUAGAAUUGAUAUGAGAUAUUUUUCUCGACAAAGGGUUUCCUUAAUUACCUAAGAAAAGAUGACAACAUUCCUGUGCAAGCCCCUUUGCAACAUGUACAGUUAAAUGAGGGUUCAAAAACGGUUUGUUUGAAAGACGAUGU
Messenger RNA from Branchiostoma floridae (Florida lancelet), 2078 nucleotides. Its product is annotated as noelin-like. The transcript is spliced from 3 exons. The coding region runs from base 79 to 1275 and encodes 398 amino acids. Gene Ontology annotation, biological process: signal transduction. The record is from RefSeq and is a predicted model, not a curated record. NCBI's taxonomy places the organism in Eukaryota, Metazoa, Chordata, Leptocardii, Amphioxiformes, Branchiostomatidae.